AUGUCUUCCAAAAAUAGAGUCCCAUCAUGGUUUCUACCCCACCAACAAACACACACACACCAACACACACACACACCAACACACAUACACACACACUAACACACACCAACACACACACACACACUCACCAACACACACACACUCACGCGCGCGGACAAAAUCGCAUUUGGUGACCGAGUGUCUUAAGAAGUGUGCGUCAAGAUCAUCUGCUGCCAAACAAUAUAUUUACCGACUGAUCAAUACACAUCACAAUAUUGUGAGAAUCGUGUCAGCAGGCAAUCAGUACAACACUCGUGCACGCUCGUCACGCUGACCCUCCAUUGUGCACGCGCCGCGAGCUGCCAUGUCGCGUCAUCGCCUGCGUUAUCGCUCCCCCGUCAAGUUGACGACCGCAGUUGAAGUGGCGAUGGAUAUUUAAUCUCCCGACAACAGAAGUCAGUGUUCUGUGGAGGAAACAAGUCCACAAGAGGAGACUUCACAUCGGAGGGCGUCAGCGACUGUAGACAGACCAAAGUUGAAGCAGUCGCUGCUGUCGUCAUCUAGUCGCGCCGCCAACCUUGGUCCAGCACCGUCUCACCCUCGCCAACCUUCGUGAGACAACCAUCGGCCAUCAUGCAGGUUCACCGGGAGAGGCGGGUAGAAGCCCCGUGCACCCGAGCCGGACGGUCCUGAUAUACGACCUGUCAGUCAUCCAGCCGCAGCUCGUGCUGACCCCGCCCCUGCCCUCCUCCACGCGCUCCCUGUCGCCCUCGUGUCUGUCGCCAUCAGAGUACCUCUCCACCUCCACACACCCCAUGAGGGAGACGGUGGUGCUGGGGUUGUCGUGGUUCCUGGUGUACACGUCGUUCCAGGCCAUCCAGAACCUCCAGAGCAGUCUGCACGAGGGCGGCACCCUGGGUACCACGUCACUAGCCUGCGUGUACACCGGGGUCUUCAUCAGCAGCUUCCUCACGCCCGCCAUCAUCUACAACACCGGGGUCAAGGCUGCCAUCAUGCUGGCGUGGGAUGGGUCACUGCUGUUACCUCCUGUGCAACUUCUUCCCGCACUGGGCCACCCUCGUCCCCGGGUCCAUCCUGAUGGGCAUCCUCAACUGUCCGCUGUGGACGUGUCUGGAGGUUUACAUCACGACCCUGGCCAAGGUCGAGGUCACCAGUGACCCCAAGAGGUGCACGACCUUCCACGCAUCCUUCAGCCGUCUGAACGGCGCCUUCUUCUCCAUCUUCAUGGCCAGCCACCUUAGCGGCAACCUCAUCUCCUCCACCAUCCUCUUCCAGUCCAACUACAACGCAACCAAUAACGCUGCCACCCAGGUCGAGGCUGACGCCGCGCGGCUGGAAUCUGCCGCGUGCGGCGCCGCCUACUGCGCGCGAGCGGGUCGCGGGCGGCACAUCGUCAGACCCGAUCCUCACGUGGUCUCCCUCAUGCUCGUCGUCUUCCUGCUCUUCGAGGUGGCAGGGCUCUUGGUCACCAAGAAAUGGCUGCCAGACCUGCAGCAGCGCCGCCUGGUGGGACAGAGCGGGUGGCAUAAGGUGAGAUCACACCUGUCCACCCUGAAACAGCCGCGCAUGUGGCUGCUGGUGCCCUUCCUCGUCAGCCGCAUGAUGAACCUGGCGCUUGAGGUCGGAACCUUUACAGAGGCGUUCAUCAGCUGCACCCUGGGUAUCCGCAUGGUGGGCUACGUGAUGGCGGCCAGGGGUCUGGCCACGAUGGUCAGUGCGGGGCUGCUGGGGUGGCUGGCUCGCUUCACUGGGCGACAGGUGCUCUGCCUCCUGGCCCUCGUCAGCGACCUCGCGCUCUUCCUCGUGCUCACCUGGUGGGAGCCGCGCGCGGACCAGCUUCCUGUCUUCCUGGGCCUGGCGGCCCUCAUGGGGCUGGUGGAGGGCGUGUGGGCCGUGCAGGUCAACGCCCUCGUCGCCCUGAUGUUCCCCGCGGCCCCGGACUCGGCGUUUGCGAUGAAAGGCAUGUGGAGCAGUCUGUCCAUGGCCAUCACCUUCAUCACCGCCACCUUCCUCUGUCCUCUGGCCAGGAUCCACAUGACAGUCGCCAUGAUCAUCAUGGCCGCCAUGGGCUACAUUGUCCUGGAGGUCGUGGACCUGAGACUACAGCGGUGCGAGGAUGAGAGACAUACGACAUGAAGAGUACAUAUACUUCAAGUAUAUAUACUUGAUGGAGGUGUACUGUCAUGGAGCCUCAUAUAGACCACAGUACAUGUACCACAGACUUACAUAGACCACACUAAAUGUACCACAGACCCAUAUUUGUAGCUAACUACCAGACCGCCUGGCGACAGAAGUCUCGGCUUCACUUCAUUCAAGUGAUAUUUUCACCUCACCUGCCGUGAAAUCAUUUGCUCUUCGUAAACUCGUGUAUUGCCAUAAAUAAAACUCAUGAUAUUCCUCUUCCCCGUCUGACAAAAAUUCGCGAGGGUUUGAUCAGAGAUGUGAGUGGAAAUGAGAGAGAAGUGAGGUCGAGAGUUCAAGUAGAGAGUUCAGACCCAGAACCUUCCAACCUCUCCAUCUUCAUUUCUGUCUCACAUUCACUCAUUCCUGUCGCUUCACUUCUUCUCGCUCUGAAGCUCGCUGGCUUUUAUUCACUCUGCCACUCGGUGCAUCAAAAAAAAACCAUCUACUUGUUCACGUGACCAAAUUAAGUUCAGUAAGACACUCGCCCAGUGGUUAUCGGACUUGUCUUUUCUCACCUCUGCGACUGAUGACUUUUAAUCAUUUUUGUCCUCUCCAUGUUUGUUGUACAAUGAUGCCGACGGUUAGCAGUUGUUACUGUAUUUGUGGGGUACUCAGCAUUUUGAGUAUUGUGAGCUAACUACAGAUUAUUUUCUUCCCUUUGUUUCUUUGUACAGCGCUGACGUCAUGUUUGUGGUCUGCGGCUUCUGUUUUGUGUUUUCUCUGAUGUCAUCGUCCUGUCUGAUGUUUCUGCCACCAGUCUGCUGCUUCCUCGUCGUCACAAUCAUCACAUUUCAUUUCUUGUCUGUCGAUACCAUGAGGUCGUCCUAAUAUUGGGGACAUCACAACUUCUUUCUCACUAUUCCUACAAACAGGAGGAUGGAGAGACUGAUAGAUGAAUUGUGGACUGAAUGAUAGAUGAAUGUAGGGUUGGAAUGAUAAAUGGAAUGAUGAAAGGAUAGGUGGGGUAAAAAAAAAAUGCAUGAAUGGAUACUUGUUAGUGUUUGUAAUGUACUCACCAGGCGGCUACUCGCCAUUGUGGACCACGUGAUGACGUGUCUCCUGAGGUCACGACCCUUACCUCGUUAUUAAUACUCACUUUAUAACAGAUGUCCGUUGUAGCCAGUGAACUCAUUUAAAAUGC
Molecule: messenger RNA, 3325 nt
Organism: Pomacea canaliculata
Lineage: Eukaryota; Metazoa; Mollusca; Gastropoda; Architaenioglossa; Ampullariidae
Product: protein unc-93 homolog A-like
Exons: 4
Coding region: 1006-2136 (376 amino acids)
Source: RefSeq, a predicted model, not a curated record